Cercospora beticola is the source of this 1301-nucleotide messenger RNA. RefSeq names its product MDR family NADPH-dependent oxidoreductase. NCBI's taxonomy places the organism in Eukaryota, Fungi, Ascomycota, Dothideomycetes, Mycosphaerellales, Mycosphaerellaceae. The record is from RefSeq and is a predicted model, not a curated record. Gene Ontology annotation, molecular function: trans-2-enoyl-CoA reductase (NADPH) activity. Gene Ontology annotation, biological process: fatty acid metabolic process. Gene Ontology annotation, cellular component: mitochondrion.
CCGUCUCGUAGUUCAUCCUCGAAGACGCAACAAUGGCGCCGUCAAGAGCAGCUCCCACCGCCUUGCGCGCUCUCCGCCAAUCUCACUUCCCGAACAACCUCUCUCGCCGCUCCAUCUCCGCCUACGGCUACGAACAAGCGAAAGCUCUCAUCCUCCCGAAUCACGGCGAACCCAAAGACGUCCUUCGCUUGCACUCUCACAGCAUCUCCCCUCCGACAGGCGACGCGGUGACUCUUCGCUUUCUCGCAUCUCCGAUCAACCCAGCAGACAUCAACCAGAUCCAAGGCGUCUAUCCCACUAAACCAACAUGGACCACCAACCUCGGCACACCCGAUCCCAUCGCCGUGGGAGGCAAUGAAGGCGUGGCGGAAAUUAUUGCAAAGGGAAGUGGAGUUUCGGGCUUGCAAAAGGGUGACUGGGUCAUUAUGAAACGUCAAGGCUUCGGAACAUGGAGGACGCAUGCUCAAACGACCAGUUCUGAAGUCGUUAAGGUGGACAAGGAAGGUUUGAAGCCUGAGCAGGUCGGCACUGUCUCUGUCAAUCCUUGCACUGCAUACCGCAUGCUGAACGAUUUUGGCAAUAUGAAAGAGGGAGAUUGGUUCAUGCAGAACGGGGCAAAUAGUGGUGUUGGACGAGCGGCGAUUCAAUUGGCGAAGUUGUGGGGUUACAAGAGUAUUAAUAUUGUGAGGAAGAGGGAGCAGGGGCAUGAGGAUCUGGUGCGAGAUCUGAAGAGCUUGGGUGCGGAUGUGGUUGUGACAGACGAGGAACUGCGUGGCAAGGGUUUCAGGGAUCAAGUAAAGGAAUUCACCAAUGGUGGGAGGGAAAAGAUCAAGCUGGCACUGAACUGUGUAGGUGGACCUUUGGUGAACGACACGGCGAAGCAUCUUGCUCCUGGUAGUCCUGUUGUCACUUAUGGUGCCAUGAGCAAGCAGCCUGUGCAAUUACCAAUGGGGCUCCUCAUCUUCAAGGACAUCAAUUUCCAUGGCUUCUGGGUCAGUCGAUGGGCAGACAAGAACCCACAGCAGAAGGAGGAUUGUGUAAAGGAGAUCUUGAGUCUGACGCGGGAAGGCAAAUUUCAGGAUAUCCCAAUGGAUCCUCUGACAUGGGACUACGAUACCAAACAAGACGAGCUGGUAAAUGCUGUACAGGGUACUUUGGAAGGCUUCCGGAGUGGGAAGGGUAUUUUCAAGUUUGGUAAUACUUGAGACAUAUGUAGAUGUACAUGAACACCGAUCACCUCUUAGGCGCUGCAGCUAUGCAGCUUUCAUGGCAAAGAAAGCUUUUGCUUGGUAGCACUGGAG